This is a messenger RNA of Coregonus sp. 'balchen', 6250 nucleotides long. Lineage: Eukaryota; Metazoa; Chordata; Actinopteri; Salmoniformes; Salmonidae. The record is from the annotation of a GenBank genome assembly.
GCAAUGUGACAAUGAGCAGACGGAGGGUCUCUGUUAAAGAGCUGGGGGAAUCUGACCACCAGGGCUGGCUCAACAGGAAGAAGGAAGGAAAGGGCUUCCUGGGCUUCAAAUGGAAGAAGUACUGGUUUGUGCUGAAGAAUACUUCCCUGUACUGGUACACUAAUCCGCUGGUGAGUAACGCUCACACUUAGCCCGCUACGCUGAGUCAUCCUGUCAUUGCCACAGCUGCCUGCUGCCUCUUGUCACUGCUGGAAAUUAGUCCGUCUGACAUGGCGUUUCCUGAAGCUGGAAGUGUCCGUUUCUUCUACAGAGACGGAUGUGAUCUACAUGACUUACUGGCAUGAUGGAGGAAUUAAUAAAGCCUAUGUUUACCAUGUGUCCAAACAAAUUUGAGGGAACUAGAAAUUGAGAAAAGGUGGCGGGUGUUUCAAGUUUGAAUGUCAAGUGCACAAGUACAGUGAAAUGCCUUUUUUUGCAAGCUCUGAACUCAACAAUGCGUAAAUCAAUAUCAAGAAUUGAAGGUGUUAUGAAUUAGGUGAUGGUGCUUGGAAUAGUGUUUAUGUUUUCAUUGCUUUGAAAGGGGAUUCCCUUUAAUGCUAAGCAUCUGUCAAUCCUGUCUUAUUUUUAGGCAGAGAAAGCAGAGGGAUACAUUAACCUGACUGACUUCAUGAUCGACAGAGCACUGGAGUGCAAGAAAAAAUUGUAAGUAACUUGUUUCUUAUUUUACUAAAUCACUGUUGGUUUAAAAAUGGUCAAUGAAUCUAUUCCAGGUAAUCAAUGACCAUUUACUGACACUUUUUCAAUCUGAGCAGAGUGUGAAUGAUUGAACACAAAGUGUGAAAAUGAAUGUUCACCUCUCUCUGUCUCUUGCAGUGCCAUCAAAGCAUGUCACCCGCAAGUCAUGAUGUUUUACUUUGCAGCUGAUACCUACGAGGAGAUGAACAUGUAAGUCACAUGAAAAGAGUGUCAUGUAAGUCAUGUUAAGAGUGUCAUCAUAGAAACACAGUGAGGAAUGUGACCGUCUCUCUCGGUUUGUCUUUUGCAGAUGGUUGAAUAAGCUUGGGCUCGCUUCAGUCCAAUAUGAACCAGCAGAGAGCAACACUGCUGGUAAGUUUUCAUGUUGAUCAGUCAGAAUGAUUUAUCAGUUGUGGUCCAUUCCACCAAAUGACUUAUUCUGUUCUUUACUACUAUUGCCUCAGUAUCACUUCUGAUUGUUUGUCAAGCAUUUUGACUCUGUAUGUGUCCAGAGUGCUACAGCGAGGCAAGUGAUCACGAGGAGGCUGAGAUGAUGGAGGCUCCCCCUCCUCCAUACUCAGAGCAGAUGAGCCAGGACUCUGUGGAUGUGGGUGGUCCACCUGGCAGUGGACAUCAGGUCAGUAGGCACUGGGCAGUUGAGGAAGCUCUGGUAAUUAAGGCUAGGAGUUUUUCCUAACCGUGUGACCUGACCAAGAAAAACUUUGGGCCCUAGUUACACUGUGUUGCAUUGAGCGUUAAAGUGGCACUCCAGUCUUUUCACCUCAUUUAACACCUGAUUUACUUAACAAAAGGCACAUCUCAAUAGCUAGUCCAGAUAUGUCAUGACAUGGCACAAGUGGGGCCUUUCCUCUUUUGUUCUCUAUUGUUCCUCAAGCAAGGGGGAGGCUGAUGACAUCACGUAUUCCCAUCAGACCAACUCCUUGAAUGCCCUACUCCUUAAAGUUUGCAGUUGUCUAAAACAUAUGCUUAAAACAUAUUUUUUUUAGCCUUUAGUGCGUGUGCUUUACUGUAUUUAUACUUGGGAUAUCGCUUUUCAACAGUAAAAGUUCAAAAAUCCUGUUGAACAACAUCCUUAAUGUUCAUGUCUCUCAGGAUAGCCUCCCUCCCCCCUACUCCUUCCCCCCUCCCAGCGAGACCAAUGGAUCCUUCUCCUCACCUGUCAGCACGAUGACAUCACAGAGUUCCGUGUCCUCUCUGGCCAAGCAUCGUCAGUCCUGGCUGGACCUGGUCUCGCAGGCCUCUCCUGUUGCCGGGGAAACGGUGGUGUGCUCUGUGCAGGUCCACACACAUCGGCCCCCACAGCAUCAGGAGAACGAGGAGCCCCUACAGCACCACCAGGAGGCUUCAUCCUACCAGGACCCCCCAGGGAGCACAGCCAGGGAGGAGGACUUUAACCCCAGGGAGCAGACAGAGGAGGUGGCUGUGCUAGGAAUAGGGACAGAAGAUGGUGAGAAGGCUUCUUUAGCUGUUUUUUUUUCUCUGAACAAUUGUUGACUUAAAUAAGGGGAACAUAUUACUUAAUUAAUUGAGAAGGAAAAUUCACCCAUCUCACAAAUUCUGUGAUAUUAAGGAAAAGUGAGAGCAGUAGUUGUGCACUUUGGAUGCCUUUUGUUCUUAUGUGAUCAGACCUGUGGAUAGGAGAUGUGCAAGUAGAACACAUUUCCUGUUGCCUCUGGUUGUGUAAUGUUACAGCGUUGGUCUUUGGCAGCACAUUAGAGCUUGACAGUAAAAAUACACUACAUGACCAAAAGUAUGUGGACACCUGCUCGUCGAACAUCUCAUUCCAAAAUCAUAGGCAUUAAUAUGGAGUUGGUCCCCCCUUUGCUGCUAUAACAGCCUCCACUCUUCUGGGAAGGCUUUCCACUAGAUGCUGCAGGGACUUGCUUCCAUUCAGCCACAAGAGCAUUAAUAAGGUCGGGCACUGAUGUUGGGCGAUUAGGCCUGGUUCAACGUAGGGGUUCCAAUUCAUCCCAAAGGUGUUCGAUGGGGUUGAGGUCAGGGCUCUGUGCAGGCCAGUCAAGUUCUUCCACACUGAUUUCAACAAAGCAUUUCUGUAUGGACCUCACUUUGUGCACGUUGGCAUUGUCAUGCUGAAACAGGAAAGGGCCUUCCCCAAACUGUUGCCACAAAGUUGGAAGCACAGAAUUGUCUAGUAUGUACAGUGGGGAAAAAUAGUAUUUAGUCAGCCACCAAUUGUGCAAGUUCUCCCACUUAAAAAGAUGAGAGAGGCCUGUAAUUUUCAUCAUAGGUACACGUCAACUAUGACAGACAAAAUGAGGAAAAAAAUCCAGAAAAUCACAUUGUAGGAUUUUUUAUGAAUUUAUUUGCAAAUUAUGGUGGAAAAUAAGUAUUUGGUCAAUAACAAAAGUUUCUCAAUACUUUGUUAUAUACCCUUUGUUGGCAAUGACACAGGUCAAACGUUUUCUGUAAGUCUUCACAAGGUUUUCACACACUGUUACUGGUAUUUUGGCCCAUUCCUCCAUGCAGAUCUCCUCUAGAGCAGUGAUGUUUUGGGUCUGUCGCUGGGCAACACGGACUUUCAACUCCCUCCAAAGAUUUUCUAUGGGGUUGAGAUCUGGAGACUGGCUAGGCCACUCCAGGACCUUGAAAUGCUUCUUACGAAGCCACUCCUUCGUUGCCCGGGCGGUGUGUUUGGGAUCAUUGUCAUGCUGAAAGACCCAGCCAUGUUUCAUCUUCAAUGCCCUUGCUGAUGGAAGGAGGUUUUCACUCAAUCUCACGAUACAUGGCCCCAUUCAUUCUUUCCUUUACACGGAUCAGUCGUCCUGGUCCCUUUGCAGAAAAACAGCCCCAAAGCAUGAUGUUUCCACCCCCAUGCUUCACAGUAGGUAUGGUGUUCUUUGGAUGCAACUCAGCAUUCUUUGUCCUCCAAACACGACGAGUUGAGUUUUUACCAAAAAGUUCUAUUUUGGUUUCAUCUGACCAUAUGACAUUCUCCCAAUCCUCUUCUGGAUCAUCCAAAUGCACUCUAGCAAACUUCAGACGGGCCUGGACAUGUACUGGCUUAAGCAGGGGGACACGUCUGGCACUGCAGGAUUUGAGUCCCUGGCGGCGUAGUGUGUUACUGAUGGUGGGCUUUGUUACUUUGGUCCCAGCUCUCUGCAGGUCAUUCACUAGGUCCCCCCGUGUGGUUCUGGGAUUUUUGCUCACCGUUCUUGUGAUCAUUUUGACCCCACGUGGUGAGAUCUUGCGUGCAGCCCCAGAUCGAGGGAGAUUAUCAGUGGUCUUGUAUGUCUUCCAUUUCCUAAUAAUUGCUCCCACAGUUGAUUUCUUCAAACCAAGCUGCUUACCUAUUGCAGAUUCAGUCUUCCCAGCCUGGUGCAGGUCUACAAUUUUGUUUCUGGUGUCCUUUGACAGCUCUUUGGUCUUGGCCAUAGUGGAGUUUGGAGUGUGACUGUUUGAGGUUGUGGACAGGUGUCUUUUAUACUGAUAACAAGUUCAAACAGGUGCCAUUAAUACAGGUAACGAGUGGAGGACAGAGGAGCCUCUUAAAGAAGAAGUUACAGGUCUGUGAGAGCCAGAAAUCUUGCUUGUUUGUAGGUGACCAAAUACUUUUUUUCCACCAUAAUUUGCAAAUAAAUUAAUUAAAAAUCCUACAAUGUGAUUUUCUGGAAUAAUUUUUCUCAUUUUGUCUGUCAUAGUUGACGUGUACCUAUGAUGAAAAUUACAGGCCUCUCAUCUUUUUAAGUGGGAGAACUUGCACAAUUGGUGGCUGACUAAAUACUUUUUUCCCCCACUGUAAUUGUAUGCUGUAGCGUUAAGAUUUCCCUUCACUGAAACUAAGGGGCCCGAACCAUGAAAAACAACCCCAGACCAUUAUUCCUCCUCCACCAUACUUUACAGCUGGCACUAUGCAUUUGAGCAGGUAGCGUUCUCCUGGCAUCCACCAAGCCCAGAUUUGUCCGUCGGACUGCCAGAUGGUGAAGUGUGAUUCAUCACUCCAGAGAACGCGUUUCCACUGCUCCAGAAUCCAAUGGCAGCGAGCUUUACACCACUCCAGCCGACGCUUGGCAUUGUGCAUGGUGAACUUAGGCUUGUGUGUGGCUGCUCGGCCAUGGUACCCAUUUAAUGAAGCUCCUGACGAACAGUUAUUGUGCUGACGUUGCUUCCAGAGGCAGUUUGGAACUCAGUGGUGAGUGUUGCAACCGAGGACUAUUUUUACGCGCUAUGCGCUUCAGCACUCUGCAGCCCCGUUCUGUGUGCUUGUGUGGCCUACCACUUCUCGGCUGAGCCGUUGUUGCUCCUAGACGUUUCCACUUCACAAUAACAGAAUACAUUUGACGAACUGACUUGUUGGAAAGGUGGCGGCAAGUGCUGGUUAAGUGUUAUGGGGGGAUCGAGGUGAGGAGGAGGAUUAUUUAAAAUACUGUUUGGAGAGGUAGGGCUUCAGAUGUUUUCGGAAGAUGGGCAGGGACUCUGCUGUCCUAGCUUCAGGAGGAAGCUGGUUCCACCAUUGGGGUGCCAGGACAGAGAAGAGCUUGGACUGGGCUGAGUGGGAGCUGCCCUCCCGUAUGGGUGAGAGGGCCAAGAGACCUGAGGUGUCAGAACGGAGUGCUCGGGUUGGGGUGUAUGAUUUGAGCAUAGCCUGAAGGUAGGGAGGGGUAGUUCCUCUUGCUGUUCCGUAGGUAAGCACCAUGGUCUUGUAGUGGAUGCGAGCUUCGACUGGAAGCCUCCUGUGCUAAGAAUACAGUACAUUUUCUAAUGACUGUCAAUUAACCAGUUGGAAAAAAAGAUUAACCGAAGCAGUUAUAGUCAACACUAUUUAAAUCCUGUCAAUGAGCUUUAAAUCACUCAAUGUUCUGUUUAACCAUUUUUGAGUAAGGAAAUUGACCUCAAACUUCAUCCUACUUUAUCAUUAGGGAUUUUUGUUUAGUAGUAAAUAUAUAAAUAUUUUUCUGCUGAAAUAUAAAGUUCCUAAGGUCCAUUGUAUUGUUCUUGCAGUGAACCAUGAAGCCACAUCUGACGAGAUGGAGAGACUGUACAUCCACCUCAAGCAGGCCAGCCUCUCUCCCAUAGGAGACCGCAAACCAUCCACCAAGAGGGACUUCAGAGCCUCCUUUAUAAAGCGAUGCAAAAACCAGGACAUUAACGAGAAACUGCAUCUCAUCAGGACCCUCAACAGCACGUUAAAGGUACAUUCGCCAACUUGACUAGAAUUAUUGUAUGCUUUUGUUUUUAUCCGUUUAUCACCACAUAUGUGGCAGUAUCAAAUUGAUGUCCUUGUUUUCUGUACAAAUUGUAUGUGCUGUUUAUGCGUCAUUUUGAAUAGUAUUACAAGUAUUGAGACCCUUGAGCAUAGUUACACUCUCUGUCUCUCUCUUCCCGUUUGACUCAGGCUAAGGAGGCAGACCUGUUGACCAUCGAGCAGGUGCUGUCAGACCCUGACCUCACCUCGCCCAGAUUCAGGGAAUGGAAAGAGGCCAACACUCCUUUGCUCCAGGAGAUCUGUCUCAAGCAUGUACACCAGGUGGCAGCA